Rhagoletis pomonella (apple maggot) is the source of this 1888-nucleotide messenger RNA. Its product is annotated as poly(A) RNA polymerase gld-2 homolog A-like. The record is from RefSeq and is a predicted model, not a curated record. Gene Ontology annotation, cellular component: cytosol. Bases 276 to 1823 code for a protein of 515 amino acids. The transcript is spliced from 8 exons. Lineage: Eukaryota; Metazoa; Arthropoda; Insecta; Diptera; Tephritidae. Gene Ontology annotation, molecular function: poly(A) RNA polymerase activity.
ACCUGGAAGUUUGAUUUCGUCUGGUCCAUGCCCCACUCCAAAAGUAAUAUCAUCUCCGAGCAUAAGUGAACACGACGAUCAUAACCAUCUCCAUUUUCAUCAUUUACACCACCAACAGCAACCGGUUAAUAUCGCAAACCAGAAUGAGGUGACACCAUCAGCCAGCCAUUUGAAGCGCAGCUCCACUCCACAAAUGGGGGGGCGGCACUAUUAUAUCGCAACAAUCACAGCAACACCAUCGUUUUCCGCAGUCUACACAGGCAACACAAAGCGGCAUGGUAGCCACUUUAAAUAGCGGUGGUUCCCUACGUCAACGAAGUGGUGGGCGUAGUCAACAGCAAGGCCUCCAAAAUCAUCAGAUGGCUGCUCCACCGCCAGCAUCUAUUUCACAUGUAUAUCCACAGCAUAAUCUACUUUAUGGUGGCCCGCCUACACAUAUACGUUCUACGGCAAAUUCACCUCAUGACUAUUUCACACACACGCCACCCGAUCGUUUUUUAGCACGAGCACAUCUCGUAGAAGCCAAAGAAGCACCCAGCACAUUAUUAAAUAAUUCUAAAUGGGAUAAUCUAUCGCAGGGCGUUUGGAAUAAAUUUAUUAACUCACAGCAAACGGAGGAAACUUUCAAACAGAAGAUGCGUCUAUGGCGUUACCUUUAUAUUAUUGUUAAGAACACUUAUCCACGUUUCGGUCUGUAUCUGGUCGGAUCAACAAUUUCAGGUUUUGGUGCUGACACCUCAGAUGUUGAUAUGUGUUUGGUGUCACGAAGUAGUUCCAGUGUGGAACCUCGCAUGGAGGCUCUGUUUAACCUUACAGUUCUACGAGAUUAUUUGAGCAAAUCAGCCGAGUUCGAGAAUUUCAACCUAAUCGAAGCAAAAGUGCCAAUAUUGCGCUUCAGGGAUCGUAUUCAUCAGCUGGAAGUGGAUUUGAAUUUCAAUAACUGCGUUGGAAUCAAAAACACGCAUUUACUCUAUUGCUAUUCUCAACUUGAUUGGCGAUUACGUCCUAUGGUAUUAGUUACAAAACUGUGGGCACAAUAUCACAACAUUAACAAUGCCAAAAAUAUGACAAUAUCGAGCUAUUCUUUGGUUCUCAUGGUAAUACACUUUUUGCAGUACGCUGUCAGCCCAGCGGUGCUCCCAUGUUUGCAUGAGUUGUUCCCUGACAAGUUCACCUUGCUGCGAUCAAAUGACUUUGGAUACGUGGACAUGAACGAGACCAUUGGGUCAUAUGAAUCAAAAAAUACGCAAUCUAUCGGUGAACUUUUUCUGUAUUUUCUAGAAUAUUAUAGUUGUUUCGAUUACGCUCAGUUUGCAAUCUCAAUUCGUACUGGUGGUAUCCUGCCAAUUAAUGUAUGUCGUCUAGCGAAGUCGUCGAAAAAUGAUAUCCACCAAUGGAAGGAGCUCUGUAUUGAAGAACCUUUUGAUUUAACAAAUACAGCGAGGUCGGUGUAUGAUUUCGAAACUUUUGAACGUGUCAAAGCAGUAUUUUUGGCUUCGUGGCGAAUGCUGCAACAAACACUUGAUCUAAACGCUGUUUUUGCACCAAUCAUCUUACCAGCACUUCAUCAUAUUGUUUCUCCAUUGAGUCACACUGUCCUACAAUAUGAAGAUUCCAAUGUUAGCACGGCAUCGGAGAUUUCAACAAGAGAAAACACUACACAUGGUUCAGAUCAAAAUAGCGGUACAAAUCCAUCUCCGACUGUUACACUGCUUGCUUUAACAAAUGAAUCGAAUAAGCAUGCUUCUAAAGAAAUUAACAACAACAACAACAGCGGAAAUAGUAACACUGUUGGUGGAUCACGGACUGAGCUGGUUUCUUGAGUUUAAAAAAGGUACAUCAACCCAAUGAACCAUUUGAUGGAUAUUCGCAUAACGUCCGCUUGUAU